CACAUCUCCCAUUGGCUGGCUGCUGUUUACAUGUAUGUAAAGCGGUUUGUGAUUAGCUCGCAGCUGGGCUAUAUAAGGACGCUGCUGACGCGCGCCCAGUCCUUUUCACUCUACGGUUUUUGCCGGAGCCUCCAUACGGCGUUGUCUCUUGUUCCCCAUCGUAGCUUUCACGGGGUGUUAACAAUGUCCGGAGGCCUCGAUGUCCUGCAGAUGAAGGAGGAAGAUGUCCUCAAGUUCCUGGCCGCAGGGACCCACUUGGGUGGCACUAACCUCGACUUCCAAAUGGAGCAGUACAUCUAUAAAAGAAAAAGUGACGGCAUUUAUAUUAUAAACCUGAAGCGCACAUGGGAAAAACUGCUGCUUGCUGCACGGGCCAUCGUUGCCAUUGAGAACCCAGCUGAUGUGUGUGUCAUUUCUUCAAGGAACACUGGUCAGAGAGCCGUGUUGAAGUUUGCAUCUUCAUGUGGAGCCACACCAAUUGCAGGACGCUUCACUCCUGGUACUUUCACCAACCAGAUUCAGGCUGCUUUCCGUGAGCCACGUCUACUGGUUGUAACCGACCCACGAGCUGAUCAUCAACCUCUUACAGAGGCAUCCUAUGUCAAUAUUCCCACGAUUGCCCUUUGUAAUACAGAUUCUCCACUACGCUAUGUGGAUAUUGCUAUUCCCUGUAACAACAAGGGAGCCCAUUCAGUUGGCCUGAUGUGGUGGAUGUUGGCUCGUGAAGUUCUUCGCAUGAGAGGCACCAUAUCUCGUGAGCAUCCAUGGGAGGUCAUGCCUGAUCUGUAUUUCUACCGUGAUCCAGAAGAGAUUGAGAAAGAGGAGCAAGCUGCUGCUGAAAAGGCUACCACAAAGGAGGAAUACCAGGGUGAAUGGACCGCACCUGUUGCAGAAUUUACUACAACUGAAGUUGCUGACUGGUCAGAGGGAGUUCCGGUUCCUUCAGUGCCCAUUCAGCCGUUUGCAGAUCGUCCUGAAAUUACUGCUGCAGCAGCGGCAGCUCCCAAAGUUCCUGCUGCAGAAGACUGGAGUACUCAGCCUGCUAGCACAGAUGACUGGUCUGCUGCCCCAACUGCGCAAGCUUCUGAGUGGGUCGGAACAACCACCGAAUGGUCUUAAGUCACUCUAGUUUCAAUGCCUACCAUGGCCCAUAAUAAACAUGUUUUCAAAAUAAA
This is a messenger RNA of Bufo bufo (common toad), 1175 nucleotides long. Its product is annotated as 40S ribosomal protein SA. Gene Ontology annotation, molecular function: structural constituent of ribosome; laminin receptor activity. The record is from RefSeq and is a predicted model, not a curated record. The transcript is spliced from 8 exons. Bases 31 to 1119 code for a protein of 362 amino acids. Gene Ontology annotation, biological process: cytoplasmic translation; ribosomal small subunit assembly. Lineage: Eukaryota; Metazoa; Chordata; Amphibia; Anura; Bufonidae. Gene Ontology annotation, cellular component: cytosolic small ribosomal subunit; ribosome; 90S preribosome.